Messenger RNA from Macadamia integrifolia, 738 nucleotides. Its product is annotated as polygalacturonase-1 non-catalytic subunit beta-like. The record is from RefSeq and is a predicted model, not a curated record. The transcript has 2 exons. Lineage: Eukaryota; Viridiplantae; Streptophyta; Magnoliopsida; Proteales; Proteaceae. Bases 1 to 738 code for a protein of 245 amino acids.
AUGGAGGAAAACAUACUACCUUCCUACCUACCCUCAUUCUGUGAGCAGGCUAAUGCUGCUUGUUCCACAAAUGCACUGAUGAAAAAGACAAUGGAUGAUCCGAACCUGCCACCAGUAGCCAAGUGGCCAAAUGCUUUCAAAGUGAAAUAUGAUGACCUCCCAAAAGAAAUACCUCUCUCAAGUGCCAUUCGAGGGGGAUUGUCAUAUUUUCGUGAGUCAAUGAUCAAGGAACUGAAGAAGCUUUUUGGUGUGGUGGAUGAGUCAGACAUGGAUGAGUACAAACUCACCCUCAGGAUAUGUGAGAAGAGUCCCACUCGAGGUGAGCAGAGAAGCUGUGUGAUUUCUGUCGAGGAUCUUAUUGAUUUUGUUGUUGAGAAAUUAGGGCACCAUUUACGCAUAUGGAGUACUAGGAGCAUUGAAGGAUCUUAUGAGAAUGCCACAAUUGAAGCUUUGAAACUCAUCCAUGGAAACCUCUCUGAACCACCAGCCAUAUGUCAUAGUCAACCAUUCCCAUUUCAAGUCUAUUAUUGCCAUGUUAUACAGAAAGUAAAAGUAUUUGUAGUUGAUAUAUAUGCUAAGAAGAAAGUGAAUCAUGUGAUCGUGGCAUGCCACUAUGACACAUCAACUUGGAGUCCAGACCAUAUUGCUUUUAAGCUGUUGGGUUUUGGCCCUGGACUAAUUGAAGUCUGUCAUUGGAUAAUCGAGAAUGGAAUGGUUUGGACAAAGACUCUAGGUUGA